AGUGGGGAUGCAGCUGCUUGGUAAAAGCAGUAUGAAUGUGAAUUUACUUGCUUAGUCUUGUUUAACAAGUGCCCAAGUAACAUGAUUGUUUUUAAUUUUUCGAAAAUCUUUACUAUUUACAAUUUGACAUUUUAAGGAAUCAUCUAUCAACAAGAUUGGUUACAUGACUCAGGAUAUCGAAACUAUCUUUUAAAAUGAAGUUAUUUAUUUUAUUAUUCUCUUACUACUAUUUGGCGGAUGCUCAGUGUUUAUCGACGAAUGACAACCCAGUUAUCACUAAUUAUGAUGCAAGGAAUUUACUUAUCGAUGGACGUUUUCAAUUUUCUUUAAAUGUUUUAAAAAUAAUAGCAAAUAUAAGUGAAGGUGAAAAUUUUUUCUUCAGUCCAAUCAGUUUACACGAAGCCUUUACUCUUGUCUACUUUGGUUCUCGAGGAAAUACAGAAAAAUUACUGAAACAAGCUCUAGUUAUUCCGGAACAUUUGUCCAAGGUCGAUGUACAGAGAUUUUUUUCUUUUGACAGUAAUGAUAAUCGCAAGCAGGUGGAAACCUCAUCUGCGCAGUUACCUAAUGUAGAAUAUAGCGUAGCAAAUCGAUUAUGGAUAAAAAUCAAUGCGAAUAUUAGAAUGUGUAUGUCUGAUAUUUUUAAUCACGAAAUUAAGAAAAUUGAUUUUCGAUCUAAUCCUGAGUCAGCAAGAAAUGAAAUCAAUCAUUGGAUUAAGAAUAUAACUAAAGGAAACAUACCAGAAUUACUGCCUUUUCAAUCUAUUACCGAAGACACUGAUCUUGUUCUGACGAAUGCUGUAUAUUUCAAAGGAUUAUGGAAAAAUCGUUUUAAUUCUGAAAAUACCAAGAGAGAUAUUUUUUACCCGUCUGAAAAUAACGCAACUUUCGCAAAUUUCAUGCGUCAAAAGGGAACAUUUAAUCACACUAUUUCAGAGGUUCUCGGUGCCCAUGUACUUCAGUUACCAUACACAGAUGAAAAUAUUUCCAUGUUUAUUUUUUUACCGCCAUUUGCUGCUGCCAGUGGCAUUAAAGCACAAGAUGGACUUGUUCAGUUAAUUGAGAAAAUGACUACAUCGCGAGAUGGCUUGGCAGAAUUACACGAAAUUCUAGACGGAGGAAUGCAGGCAAAAUCAGUGGAUGUUCAAAUACCUAAAUUUAGUUUCGAAGAAGAGUUGCCUAUGGUGCCGCUAGCUCAAAAUUUAGGUAUUAGUGAGAUUUUAGUGCCAGGUGCUGCUAACUUGUUAGGUUUUGUAGAGGAUGGAGAAGAAAGUUUACACAUUGGAGAUGCUGUACACCAUGCUAAAAUAGAGAUUACCGAAGAGGGUACUACUGCUACUGCAGCUACAGCUCUCUUCAGCUUCAGAUCAAGUAGACCUACGGGGCCAGUAGUUUUUCAUGCCAAUCAUCCAUUUUUAUAUAUAAUAUACAAUCAUUCAUCUCGUAAUAUUCUAUUCAGUGGAAUUUUCAGUAAACCAAGUAAAUAAAAAACAGUUUAUCUAUUAAAAAUUUUAAACUAUAUAAUGAAAGAAUAUAAAAGGAACUAUGUAAAUAUCUUUCAUAUACAGUAUUCCAAGUAGAUAAUUCCAAACAGUACGUAAUACCCUACUAAAAAUCCCUGUAUAAGAUCUUGUACAAGAAAAUGCACACGUUCAGCAGCUGAACUUGUACAAGUUCUGGUAAGAACAUGUACAAUUUCUUGUACCAGGAUUUGGAACAAGUUCUUGUAUUAGAACUUGUACAAGAAAAUGUACGAGUACUUGUACAAGAAAAUAAACUUGUACAAGAAAAUGUACAAGAACUUGUAAAAGUUCAAGUACAAGUAUUUGUACAUGAACACGUUCAUGUUCUUGCACAAGUAUAUUUAUAAAUAAUUUUUUUUUAGAAAAUUGGAUUAAGUAAAUUAAUAAAUAAAUUUUUUUUUUAAAUUGGCAUUUUAAUAACUUAUAAGCAUUAAGACUCUCCACUUUAGGCAAGCCAAAAACUAUUGCGCAGCUCUAAAAGCUUAUAAAAACUACUGCGCAGCCUUUAAUGUUUUUAAUUUUUACAACUUAAAAAUAAUGUUUAAAGAAAAUGUACA
Molecule: messenger RNA, 2080 nt
Organism: Leptopilina heterotoma
Lineage: Eukaryota; Metazoa; Arthropoda; Insecta; Hymenoptera; Figitidae
Product: serine protease inhibitor 88Ea-like
Exons: 4
Coding region: 195-1487 (430 amino acids)
Molecular function (GO): serine-type endopeptidase inhibitor activity
Source: RefSeq, a predicted model, not a curated record